AUGGGCAGCGAAUACGACUACCUCUUCAAGCUUCUGCUAAUCGGGGACUCCUCCGUUGGGAAAUCCUGCCUGCUCCUUCGAUUCGCUGAUGAUUCCUAUGUGGAUAGCUACAUCAGUACCAUUGGGGUUGAUUUCAAAAUCAGAACAGUGGAGCAGGAUGGAAAGACAAUCAAGCUGCAGAUUUGGGAUACUGCUGGUCAGGAGCGCUUCCGAACAAUAACAAGCAGUUACUACCGAGGGGCACAUGGAAUAAUCAUUGUUUAUGAUGUUACUGAGAUGGAGAGCUUCAACAAUGUCAAACAGUGGUUGAGUGAGAUUGACAGAUAUGCAAAUGACAGUGUCUGCAAACUUUUGGUCGGGAACAAAUGCGAUCUAGUUGAGAACAAAGUUGUAGAUACGCAAACAGGACAGGCGCUCGCGGAUGAGCUUGGCAUCCCUUUCCUUGAGACCAGUGCUAAAGAUUCAAUAAAUGUGGAGCAAUCUUUCUUGACAAUGGCUGCAGAAAUUAAGAAGAAAAUGGGUAACCAGCCGACUGCUACCAAGGCAACAGGAACGGUUCAAAUGAAAGGACAGCCAAUCCAGGAAAAGAGCAACUGCUGUGGUUAA
Messenger RNA from Linum trigynum, 606 nucleotides. NCBI's taxonomy places the organism in Eukaryota, Viridiplantae, Streptophyta, Magnoliopsida, Malpighiales, Linaceae. The record is from the annotation of a GenBank genome assembly.